This is a messenger RNA of Fusarium poae, 3765 nucleotides long. RefSeq lists its product as uncharacterized. The transcript has 5 exons. Bases 1 to 3765 code for a protein of 1254 amino acids. Gene Ontology annotation, molecular function: protein binding. The record is from RefSeq and is a predicted model, not a curated record. Lineage: Eukaryota; Fungi; Ascomycota; Sordariomycetes; Hypocreales; Nectriaceae.
AUGAAGCAUGUACAACGCUUCAAAGCCCGGAUUCUUGGGCGGUCGGAGUCGCCACCCAAGCCGACACUUGAGAACUCAUGCCCCCGCCUGGACGAGUCCUCAAGCAGUGUAACGGAGCCAACAAAAUCCCGCACUACCACACAUGGCCUAUUCAUAUUAGCGGACAGAAAGCCAGAUGAGGCAGGUCUCAUGGAUUUUCAAGUAGACAUUGUUGCGAUUCAUGGCCUUAAUGGAAAUGCAAUCUCAACAUGGCGACACGAGCCUGAUGGCACCGUAUGGCUUCGGGACCUCCUCCCCAAUUUUUUGCCUGGAUGUCGGGUCUACACAUAUGGCUAUCCUUCCAAAAUAUGGUCUCAAUCGUCCGAAAGGGUUCAGGAGUAUGCACUUAACCUUCUGGUUUCUUUAAGGGAUCUUCAGGAAGACUUAAAUGUCAGCAAACGAUCUAUAAUAUUUGUGUGCCAUAGUCUUGGUGGAAUUGUCUUCAAACAGGCGCUUGUUGCUGCUCACGAAAACGAUGACCUGUAUGGGGACGUACUGAAGUCUGUCCGAGGCGUCGUGUUUUUGGCUACUCCACAUAGAGGAAGUAAUGCAGCAAAUCUAGCCAGUAUUUGCGGUUCAAUUGUCAAUAGCUUCGCGUCUGCUGGAUUAGGACCGAAAACAGUGAGGACUGACCUGCUCAAAACUUUAAUAUAUGACUCGGAUACGCUCCAAGACCUGACGAUGUCAGCACGGAACCGUUUAGGCAAUGUUCACGUAGUUUCGUUCUAUGAAACUUUGCCUUUGCCAAUGGGCCCGCUGUCCUCCUCCUUGGUUGUCAGCCCUGCUUCUGCUAUGCUUGGCAUUCCAUACGAAGAAGUAAUUCCCAUGCCGGAAGAUCACAGGACUAUUUGUCGUUUUCCUGGCGAGACAGAAAGCUACUUGAAAGUGGCGAGAGCUCUUCGAAGGAUUGCCACUAAGUCCUCAAAUGUCGGCCCAACAAUCAAGCGCACCAGCACGCACUCAUCCAAUAUUGUCCUUAGUGGCUUGGAAAGAACCUGCAUGUUACUUCUUAGUGAUAACGAUGUCGCGAAAGAUGUUGAACCGCCCCCAAAGCCAGUCCCUGGCACAUGUCAGUGGAUUCGCGGCCACGAUUUGUUCGUCUCUUGGCUCGAAAAAGGUACCAAUGCUCUCCUGUGGCUUACAGGUCAUCCGGGCUGCGGUAAGACAAUGCUGUCCUACUCGUUGGCCCAAUAUUUCGAUGAUGCCUGCAAUAAGUCUCGGAAUGUCCUCAUCUAUCUGUGCCAGAACAAGAACAGGCAGACGGAUGCGAGGGCAGUACUCAUUGGCCUUAUCCUUCAGAUAAUUCAUCGCCAUCGCUCGCUUGUUAGAUAUAUUCGUUCAGCGUUUGAAAAACAAGGAUCAAGCAUCAUUCAGUCCUUCGCCUCGCUCUGGCGUAUUUUUCUUAGGAUUACGAUGGACCCCAAAUCCGGGCCCCUCUAUGUUAUUCUAGACGCGCUCGACGAGUGUGAGAAGACAUCGUGUCAUCAAUUGCUCGUCUCGAUAUCUGACAUGCUCACCGACUCUUCUCAGUCGAUGAAGGGUGGUAGCAGGGUCAAGUUUCUUAUCACAAGCCGACCAUUCCUUCACCAAUCCUAUGCCAACAGCCAAAAAGCGUUUCAAUCUCAAAUAUCAAUCGAUGAUGACCAAACUGGCUACACUGAAGAUCUUCAGACUUUCAUCCAAGAGCGAAUCCAAGAAAUUUCUCUCAACAGGCAAUUCUCAAACGAUAUCAGGGACUUUUUAUGUGAAGCGAUAAUGUCUAAAGCCGAUCGGACUUUUCUAUGGAUUCACAUGGUUCUCGCAUCGAUCGAGAAGAGUCUACUUACUUCGAGGAAAGAGUUCCAGAAGAUUAUAAGUAGCAUUCCUGAAGGCCUCGCCGAAAUAUAUCAUCGUUAUCUGACUGCCAUACCCUUGGAUCAUCAAGAGGACGCGUCAAAAUUACUAAAGCUACUUUUAGCAUGCUCCAGGCCCUUGAAUCUGGACGAACUCAACAUCGCAUUCACCAUGGACCCUUCGUAUACUACGGCUGAGUCGAUCAUGCAAAACUCUCAUAACUCAAUUGCUCACACUGUUCAGGGUAUCCUAGGGUCUUUAGUAAGGGUCACAGGGCAACAAGUAUCCUUGGUCCACCAGUCUGUGAAAGACUAUCUCCAAGAUCAAUACAUCGCUAGCAUCGACAGCCCUCCUGCGAUACGUAUGGUUAAUCCGCAAGGCUCCGCUCUACAGCUGGCUACUGUAUGCAUCCAAUACCUUCUUCUUGAUGAUUUCACAGUCGACUUCUUUCCAACAAAUGACUCGCCUACUUCGGUCAUUGCAGAAGAAACAGACGUAUUUGGCGAGCUACCUCUGGGCGACUUUGAAGGCGACUUUUGGGACCAAGAAGAUCACGACCUGGACUCUAAUACGUUGUUUCACGAUCCCGCUAUCCUGCAUCCUGAAAUCUGCGAUUCAUUAGUCUCAGACUAUCCUUUUUACACAUAUGCAUCGUUGUAUUGGGCAGAACACUUCGCUAGAUGCGAGGAAGAUGCACCAGAAGAGCUCAAAGAUUUUGCAAGAUCACUACUGAAUCCUGACACAGCAAAUUGCCGUAACUGGCUAAGCUUCUAUCACGUAAAAGCUCCAACACCACUAGAUGACGACCUCAUGGACCAGAAUCCAAUCAUCCUAGCAUCACAGUUCGACUCAUAUACUGUCCUAAAAAGUCUGCUUCUUGAUUGUGAGCCUUCUCAAGUCAUUAAAAAUCAGAGUCUUUACUGGGCGUCUCGACUUGGUCAUGACCGCAUCGUUACUGCUCUUCUACAGUCAGGUGCUGAACCUGAUACGCGGCAGCUGGAGGGGCAGACAGCACUCACAGUUGCAUCCGAGCACGGCAAUCGAUCCUGUGUCACAGCUCUGCUCGCAGACAGUCGAACCAAUGUGAAUGCUCCAGGCAGAAACGGACGGACUGCACUCUCGUUUGCCUGCGGAGGUGGACAUGAUGACAUCGUCAAAGAAUUACUGAACCAGAAAGCUUGUAAUCCCGACGAACCGGAUAAUGCAGGAGCAACCCCAUUCUUCUGGGCCGUAGGGGGAGGUCAUCACUCAAUCCUUUCCACCCUAGCAAGGCUUCGCAGUGUUGACAUCAACCACCGGGACAAGGCAGGACGUACAGCCGUUUCAUGGGCUUCCGGAGACGGCAUGGCCGACACCCUCAUACGACUACUAAAACUUCCACGCAUUAGUAUUAAUGCCAAAGACAAUAAAGGGAGAUCACCUCUCUCAUGGGCAGCAGGAAAUGGUUGUACGAAUGUAGUUGAAAUACUCCUCGCAAGUCCAAAAAUAGACAAGACGAGCAUCGAUAACGACAACAGAAAUGCGAUAUCAUGGGCCAGUGCGCGAGGACACUGUCAGGUUCUCAUCAGACUUCUUGAAGCAGGCUGCCCAGGAGUCGAUGCCGAAGAUAUCGAUGGAUGGACGCCUCUAACAUGGGCUAUCCAGACUGACUCACCCGAUACAGUUCAGGCUCUUAUCAAUGACGAGAACGUUCUGAUUGAACGGCGUGAUAGAGGUAGAAGGACUGCUUUGUCAUGGGCUGUCGAAUAUGGACAUAUAGAAGUUGUUAAAGUGCUUCUUAGAGCUGGCGCUGACACUGGGACACAAACUAAGAGUGGCAGAACCCCAGCGAUGAUAGCUAAGGACUUCGGCAGGGAUGACAUAGUAAAAGAACUCGAGGUGUAUGGGCCAUAG